This is a messenger RNA of Thlaspi arvense, 1519 nucleotides long. The record is from the annotation of a GenBank genome assembly. Lineage: Eukaryota; Viridiplantae; Streptophyta; Magnoliopsida; Brassicales; Brassicaceae.
ACGUGAUCAUCACUGCUUUCCCGCUAAUCCCCUAUAUUAACCCAUAUAUCGCACCUUCUCCGUCUAAUCACUCUCUAUAUCCGCCAUUAUUUCCGGCCGAACAAAGCAGAAGAGUGAACUGAAAAAAAAAAAACAAUGGGGAACGAGAGAAACCAAGACAUAUCUCCUUCGUCUCUCCAGGCCGAGACAAUCUCACCGGAGAAGGAGAACUCAUCCGCCGUUAGGUCCCAACCGGUUGACAUCCCCCUCGUCGAUCUAAGUAACCCCGACGAAGAUCUCGUGGCACGCGCGGUGGUGAAAGCGAGCGAGGAAUGGGGGAUUUUCCAGGUGGUUAAUCACGGGAUCCCGGCGGAGCUGAUACGGCGGCUGAAGGAAUUAGGGACGGAGUUCUUCGAGCUUCCGGAGACGGAGAAGGAAGUCGUAGCGAGACCAGCUGACUCCACGGACCUUGAAGGAUACACAACGGACUACAAGAAAGAUGGAGAAGGUAGAAAAACAUGGGCCGAUCAUCUCUUUCACAGAGUCUGGCCACCGUCGAGAAUCAACUACAGAUUCUGGCCUAAGAACUCUCCAGAUUACAGAGAGGUGAAUGAGGAGUACGCAAGUCACAUAAAGAAGCUGUCGGAGAGAAUCAUGGGGUGGUUAUCGGAAGGAUUAGGGUUACGUCGUGAGGCACUGAAAGAAGGUCUCGGCGGAGAAACGGUGGAGUAUCUGAUGAAGGUCAUCUUCUAUCCGCCGUGUCCAGAUCUCGAUCUGCUCUUCGGAGCUCCGCAUCACACCGACCUCAACGGAGUCACGUUCUUGAUCGCUAAUGAGGUGCACGGUCUUCAGGCAUUCCAGGAUAACAAAUGGGUCGACGUCAAGUAUGACGAGUCCGGGAUCGUCGUCAUUAUCGCCGAUCAAAUCAAGAGGAUGAGCAACGGGAGGUAUAAGAGUGGGGAGCAUAGAGCGACUAUGGAUACAGAGAAGACCAGAAUCUCGUGGCCGGUUUUUGCCGAACCGAACCUUGAUCACGUCGUUGGACCUCUACCGGAGCUAAUCUCUGGUGAUGAUGAGAAUGCUCCCAAAUUCAAGCCUUAUGUCUACAGGGACUACAAAUUUCUUAAGAUGAACAAGCUUCCUCUCGACUGAGGCAUAUCUCAUAUAAUCCAGAAACAGAAGAGAAAGAUAUCAUGAUGAAUAACUGUUUCUUUAUUGGAUAAUUGCGUCUCAUUCAUAAACCCUAUUUGCUUUACUAAUUUAAUGGUCAAUUUGUACGUACGUGUGUGGUGUACUGGUAUUUACAUAUAUGAUGGAUUUGCAUGGUAACGUUUAACCGCGUUGCCUUGAUAUUUAGAAUCUGGUACUUACUAGCUACAACUCUUUAGCUGAUAAAAUCUUUACAUAAAAUAUGAAACACAAAUCAUAUUUUUGUUAUGGUUCACUGAUGAAAUUUGUUUCCAUAUAUCUUCCUAUAAGGGGUGCAACAGCCUCUCCCAAGUGAGGAUGAAACCGGGAGCUUAACCUUCGGAAUCGGAAC